Messenger RNA from Rhinolophus ferrumequinum (greater horseshoe bat), 2798 nucleotides. RefSeq names its product pyridoxamine 5'-phosphate oxidase (gene PNPO). The coding region runs from base 36 to 821 and encodes 261 amino acids. Lineage: Eukaryota; Metazoa; Chordata; Mammalia; Chiroptera; Rhinolophidae. The transcript is spliced from 7 exons. The record is from RefSeq and is a predicted model, not a curated record. Gene Ontology annotation, biological process: pyridoxal 5'-phosphate biosynthetic process; pyridoxine biosynthetic process. Gene Ontology annotation, molecular function: FMN binding; pyridoxamine phosphate oxidase activity.
GCCGGGCGACGCCGGGUCACGUGGCCGGCGGCCCCAUGACGUGCGGGCUGCGGGGCGUCACCGUGACGUUCGGGCGACCGGCCGAGUGGCCCCACUACCUUCGUCACCUGUGCGGCCGCGGUGCAGUCAUGGACCUGGGACCGAUGCGCAAGAGUUACCGCGGAGACCGAGAGGCAUUUGAGGAAGCUCAACUGUCCUCCUUGGACCCCAUGAAGCAGUUUGCUGCCUGGUUCGAAGAGGCUGUUCAGUGUCCUGACAUAGGGGAAGCGAAUGCCAUGUGUCUGGCUACCUGCACCAGAGAUGGGAAGCCCUCUGCCCGCAUGGUGCUGCUAAAGGGCUUUGGCAAGGAUGGCUUCCGCUUCUUCACUAACUUUGAGAGUCGAAAGGGAAAAGAGCUGGACUCUAAUCCCUUUGCUUCUCUUGUCUUCUACUGGGAGCCCCUAAACCGCCAGGUGCGUGUGGAGGGUUCCGUGAAGAAGCUGCCAGAGGAGGAGAAUGCAUGCUACUUCCACUCCCGCCCCAAGAGCAGCCAGAUUGGGGCUGUGGUCAGUCACCAGAGCUCUGUGAUCCCCAAUCGAGAGUAUCUGAGAAAGAAAAAUCAGGAACUGGAGAAGCUCUACCAGGAACAAGAGGUGCCAAAGCCAAAAUACUGGGGUGGCUAUAUUCUAUACCCGCAGAUGGUGGAGUUCUGGCAAGGCCAAACCAACCGCUUGCAUGACCGGAUCGUCUUUCGGCGGGGCCUCCCGACAGGAGACUCCCCUUUGGGACCUAUGACCCACCGCGGGGAGGAAGACUGGCUCUAUGAGAGACUUGCGCCCUGACUCCCAGUCUGUCGGAGUCCAGUGGAGCUGGGGCUAGGUGCUGAGAGAGGAUAUGGAAUCCAGGCCCUUCUAAACUCAACCCAUUUCCCUCCCCACCUCUUAUAUUAGGGUUCUUCAGAGUUCAUCCUCCAGGUUCUCUCAGUUGGCUCUCAACAAGUUGUCUAGUGGACUGUAAUGGUGGCAUGGAGAAUCACAAAUGGAAAAUAAUCCCGUAAUUAUUUUCUUGAUUUUAACAAUUUAUUGGAAUAGCUCCCUCUAGGGGUAGCAGCGGGUAUGAGUCCCUUUUCUGGUAACACAGGGUGGUUCCCCAGCAACCCUGUCUGUUACCACGUGACUGAGUCAUUCUGGCCAAAGCUGAUUGGUCCCAGCAUAAGCUACUGAGCCAAUCUAGCCAAUCAGUUUUUCUUGCCAAUGAUUUCAAAUUUGAAAUGGAGAGACCCAGAGUGUGGGAGUCAUGGUAGCCAUGGUAGCCAAGUCAUUAAUGGCAGCCAAGAAGUAAUAGCCCCUGGCUGCUGCUUGGAAUUCCCUAAGUCGCCCUGGAUCCCUCCUUUUCAUAACUGGACUGUGCAAUUCCUCUUCCUGCCUCAAACACCCACUGUCUCUAAAAAAAAAUUUUUUUUUGACAUGAACUAACAGAAUCAGUUUCUGUUGCUCACAAAUAAAAGAACCUUAACUAAUUUAUUAAUAAAUAUUUUCAUAGCUUUUAGUGUACUGAUAGCUACCUUCCAUUAUCUGAAGCACAGCAAUGUGAAAAAAGACAUUAAAUUUAUUCUCUGUAGCUCCAAAAGACCCAUAGGUGGAUAUUACACAGAAAUUUCGAUAUGGGGAAAUUUCAUCUCGAUAUGGGGAAAGAUUUCAAGCAAUCGGGGCUGCCUAAAAGGGAGUGGGCUACCUGUUAGGUAGUAAGUGUUCUCUUACUGGAAGUAUUCAAUCCAGUCAGGAGUUUUGUAGAAGGGAUUCGUUUGCUGGUACCUACAGGUCAGGAAAAUUUUAAUCAAGCUUUACUUUCCAUGUUUAUUUAUGAACAGUAUUUAUUUAUUUAUUUAUUUAUUUCACUUUCUAGGUGUAAAAUUAAAUUUUUAUAGAGACUAUGCCUUUCUAACUACUCACACAUCCCCUUCCCCUACUCCUUAUCUCUACUGAUUAUGGCUCCUACAUCAGUGGUUUUCAUCCAUGCUGGAAUUAUCUGGGGAGCCUUAAAAAUCCUGAUGCCUGGGUCCCACCCUUAGAGAUGAUUUAACACUUACGAGUGAAGCCUGGGCUUUAGGAAAUUUAAAAGCUCCCCAGGGAACUCUGUGCAGUCAAGGUUGAGACCCCUUGGUCUAGAUCUUUGCUUCUCAUAGUGGCCUUAGGCGGGCAGCAUUAGCAUCACUCGGGAGCCCACCCCAGACCCACUGGAUCUCAUCCUGCAUUUAACAGGACCCCCAGGUGACUGGAUUCAUUGGCCUCAACCUCUAAACCAAUGGCCUCCCACCCUCACAAUUGGAUUCUUCAAUAACCCUUGGCUGAGGCCUGUGUUGAACUGUGUUUGCUUUCCUUGAACACAAAUCUGGUGACCGGAGACAGCCUGGAUGAGUGGCCUACAGUCUGCAGAGAGGAGUCAGGCUGGGUAAAUGUUUGCUGUGACUAAGCCAGGAUCAGAGAACUUAUUUGUGCACGUUGGCAUUGAACUUUCCACUCUAAACUGUGAUUCAUUCCACUGUAUUGGGUGUGUGCUUCAAUGUCUCUAUUAUUGACCAAUUCCCCCAAGGGCCACCUUCUUGGUGUUGAUCCCCCAUUAAGGCUGACUGCCAGAAGGCACAAAGCUAAUCCUGCAGCCACCUACAGGAGAAAGUGGUCGAGUGCCUUCCCCUACCUUGUCCCGUUUGUGUUACCGGAAGCCGUGUAUCCCCCAGCUUUGAGCCUGGUCUCAGCUGUUUCCUUCCUGUUCUGUCGGACAAUCACUUUGCCAAGUCUGUAAUAAAAACUCAUCGGACA